Molecule: messenger RNA, 927 nt
Organism: Cetraspora pellucida
Lineage: Eukaryota; Fungi; Glomeromycota; Glomeromycetes; Diversisporales; Gigasporaceae
Source: the annotation of a GenBank genome assembly
AUGUCGGGUCAAACAGGUCAAAAGAAAACCGGCUCUAACUUCGCCUUUGAUUUUUUGAUGGGCGGUGUUUCCGCUGCUGUUUCAAAAACUGCAGCCGCUCCUAUUGAACGUGUUAAAUUAUUACUUCAGAACCAAGAAGCUAUGAUCAAGUCCGGUCGUCUCUCAAGGCCUUACAAGGGUAUUGGCGACUGUUUUGUUCGAACCGUUAAAGACGAGGGUGUUAUCAGUCUUUGGCGUGGUAAUACCGCAAAUGUCAUCCGAUACUUCCCUACUCAAGCCUUAAACUUUGCGUUUAAAGAUAAGUUCAAGCGAAUGUUUAACUAUAAAAAAGAGAGGGACGGUUAUGCUAAGGUGUUUCUUGGCAACCUUGCCUCCGGAGGUGCUGCUGGUGCUGUAUCUUUAACAUUCGUGUACUCUCUCGACUUUGCUCGAACUCGUCUUGCCAACGACGCCAAGGCUGCUACGAAAGGUGGUGGUGAGCGUCAAUUUAACGGUCUUAUCGAUGUCUAUCGUAAGACCCUUGCAUCCGAUGGCUUAGUUGGUCUUUACAGAGGCAUCAUUAUUUACAGGGGUCUUUACUUCGGUAUGUUUGAUUCUCUUAAGCCUAUUGUCCUCACUGGGUCUCUCAAAGACAAUUUCCUCGCAUCAUUUUUGCUCGGAUGGAGUGUUACUAUCGGAGCUGGCCUUGCGAGUUAUCCAAUAGACACUGUACGACGUAGGAUGAUGAUGACGUCUGGUGAGGCUGUAAAAUACAAAUCCUCCCUCCACGCCUUUAAAGAAAUUGUUGCCAAGGAGGGUACGGGAUCUUUGUUCAGAGGUGCUGGUGCCAAUAUUCUUCGUGCCAUCGCUGGUGCUGGUGUCUUAGCGGGUUACGACCAACUUCAAGUUAUUUUCUUCGGUAAAGCAUACUCCGGUGGUUCUGGCUAA